This is a messenger RNA of Schistosoma guineensis, 3042 nucleotides long. Lineage: Eukaryota; Metazoa; Platyhelminthes; Trematoda; Strigeidida; Schistosomatidae. The record is from the annotation of a GenBank genome assembly.
AUACUUACACUUUGAUUGUAUCUUCGCGCGAAUUCGGUUACGUUCUGUAACCAAGCUUGUAUCCUGGCACGAUCUCGGUAUCCUUCCGAUGCCACGAGAUCGCCAGCUAAUAAACCUCGACUUGGUCCAUUAAUUGCCUUUUGAUAUUUGGCUUCUCGGGGAUUUUAUGGAGUCAUUUGGAACGAGCUUCUUACGCCUUCUGAUUCACUUGGCACGUGUUUCUUGGUAGCGGUGUUCAUAGUCAAUUUCGACUGGACGCUACGCUGCAACCUAAUGACUUACAGCAACCUCGGCAUUUCCUUAAGUACCUGUUUAAACUCGGUCUCAAUACAAACCUUGGGAAUAACACCCACAAACUGGAGACACAACACAGAAGAAUGAACUGUACUCACACCACUUACUCCCUAAGAGUAGUCAAAUGGUGGAAUUCAUUGCCACCAUCGACUUUCCCGUCUAAUCUCUAACUAAUAGAAUUUAUUACUUCAACACGUCACUGAAGCCUCGUCUGUUUAUGCCUUUAAAACUGAGUAGGAUCAAAUGGGAGGUACCCGUUGCUAGGACUGACGAAGGCCACCUAGCCUGCUGUUCCUUCCAACUGAAACUCACAAUACUGAGUACUCACAAAAUAUAUUCUUAAGAUACAGAAUAGAAGGGACUCGAAGCUGCACUUGGACCAGUCGCCCGAUUAUUAAUUGGAUUUUUUUUAUCAUACUUUGGGACAGAAUAUUUCGUUUGUUCUAAUCAGUUCACAUACGCUAUCAAAAUUCGUUGCGCUUCGCGCACCAUUUGAUUAAUCGAUUUCUAUUCCUGCCCCAGAAGCUUACUGUAUGUCACAGUCGUUAACCCCGACGAUGAAUUGAUGUUUAGUUGUACAGUAACUUUUAACAAUACGUUCCUUUCCAUUUCUAGCCAGCAAUUAGAUGAGUUCAGAAGCGACUGACUCAUUCUCCCUAUUAUGGGGAAGUCACAAUAGAACAUUUUGGGGAAAUGGUGCAAAACCCCUGAAAUUCCUUACUGUUAUUUUGACAAGAGUUCCAUGAACAUCAACUUCGUUUUAGUUUAUGUGAAAUUUCAUCUUGUCAGCAGUAGUUUUACUACUAUUUUCUCUGUUCUCGAACCAUAUUUUAAUGAAAAAUUCUUCGAAUUUGAGAUACCUAUCGUUGUGUUUUCUUUCCAGUUUAUAUCACAUUUUGAUGGUUUUAUCGGGAUUUUCUCGGACCUUCUCAGAUAUCAGUUCUGGAGAUGGAAGCCUCAGUAGAUCCCUUCAGGAUAAUAAUCAAAACCCUACCAUGAACAGAGCUUUUGGAAUUUCGAGAGGCAAACCUAAGUAGGUGUCAUACUGUUCAAUUACUUCUCAGUUCUAAAACUCCAACGAGAACUCCAUCCCACAGUGGCGUAGUCUCAGAUGAGUCAAGUAACUCCUUCAAAAGGACACCUAACUCUUCCAUUAAAAAAAUACCAACGGUACACGAAUGUGAUGGUGACAGGUUUAUCCCUAACAGGUCAUCAACAAACAUGUGCAGGGCGCGACAUGUAAUUCGAAAAUGCAACGAAGAUCCAUCAAAUGAAGAGGCUGUUGAUUAUCAACAAGCCGUAGCAGAUAGUUUAAACACUAAUGACUGUCCUGGAAGUCGGAUCCUCCGCUAUAAUGCUGCUGUUCGAGAUAGUGGUAAUGUACACUGCACCACAAAUAGCUCUGUAUCCGCUGUAAAGGGACUCUAUAAACGCACUAUACCUCAGAUGCCAGAGAAAGUCCUUGAUGCUCCAGACAUUAUUGAUGAUUUUUAUCUAAAUAUUUUGGACUGGUCUAUGGACAAUAUUUUGGCUGUUGCGUUAAAUCAAGAAGUUUAUCUGUGGAACUCAUCUUCAGGAGAUAUCACUUGUCUUAUGUCCUGUGGUUUUGACGAUGAAUAUGUUUCGAGUUUAGAGUGGUCUCCUGAUUCUCCCAAUAUUAUUGCCAUUGGUCUUAGCGCUGGUCGUGUUCAACUUUGGGAUGCUUCUAGCCAGUCACUAGUACGCACGAUGCGACUUGGAGGUGUCAGUUCUGCCGGUCGCGUACCAGCCGUCACUUGGCGUGAAUAUUUAGUUUCUAGUGCGUCUAAAUCAGGACAUAUUAGACAUCACGAUACGCGGAUCGCUCAUCAUGAAGUCGGAGUUGGUGAUUUUCAUACCCAGGAAGUUUGUGGAUUGAGUUGGUCACCAGAUAAACGUUUCCUUGCAUCAGGAGCAAAUGACAACUUUGUUUGUAUUUGGCCUUUUAGUGAUAUCUCAAAGCCUGAACAUGUUCUAAGGGAUCACCAGGCUGCAGUUAAGGCAUUAUCAUGGUGCCCUUGGAAACCAAAUCUUUUAUGCACAGGUGGGGGAACAUCGGAUCAUACUCUACGCUUUUGGAAUGCAACAACUGGAGCUUGUGUUAAAUCAGUUGAUGUAGUGGCCCAGGUUUCUGGUAUUAUAUGGAAUACGGAAUAUCGUGAAAUUUUAACUAGUCAUGGGGAUCCUCUUAAACAACUGGCUAUAUGGAAAUAUCCAGAAAUCACCAAAAUUACUCACUUAGAGCAUCAAGGUCGUGUAUUGUGUAUCGCAUCGUCUCCAAAUGAAGAAAUGGUUGUUAGCUGUGCAUCUGAUGAAACUUUACGUAUUUGGCAUUGUUUUCAAGUUGAUCAAAAUAAGAAACGUAUUCAUGAAAAAAGUCAACGACCUUCUGUCUAUGCACGUGGUAUACGGUAAAGUCAUGCUGUGGAGUUCAUUUGUGAUUGGUGAUUAUGUCCUGCGCAUCUUUUCCCCAUGUUUAUGUCAGUUUUUCAGUGUAUAAUCAAUAUUCACCUAACUCCUAUGAUGUAACUAUCUGUAUGUCGUUGCUUCAAUGCAUUAAUUUAACAUAUGAAAAGAAUAUUUUAUUUCAUUAUGUUUUCCUUUCUCUUUAGAAAAGAAUGAAAACUGUAUGUCCUCAAUAAAUGCCCCCAUUGGUUUAAGUUAAGUUAUCCCUUAAAGGUGACAAGUUAACAUAGUUUUGUGCAUUUUCAUAGAAUUCUUUAGAUGUUG